AUGGCCUCACCUUCGACCCGCGCAGGGUUUGCUGGCUCGACGGGCGGUACUUCCUCCGCCGCCAUCCUUCUGGGCAAGCAGUUCAAGCAGAUGCAGACGGACAAGGACAUACCGGGUAUCAGCUGCGGCUUAGUUGGGGACAGCGUCUUCGAGUGGGAGAUCAUGCUGAUGCUGGAUGAGGAGCAGGACAGCGGUUGCUUUCGAGCGAGGAUGACCUUCCCAUCGGAAUACCCUCACAUGCCUCCUACACUCAGCUUUUCAACACCCCUCUUCCAUCCUAACGUCUACUCUUCCGGCGAGGUCUGCAUUAGCAUUCUACAUCCACCCGAGGACGACAAGUAUGGAUACGAGUCAGCUGCGGAACGAUGGUCACCCGUGCAAACGCCCGAGACUAUCCUGCUAAGUGUGAUAAGUAUGCUGGGUAGCCCGAAUGAUGAGAGCCCGGCCAACAUCGAAGCGGGCAAGCUGUGGAGAGAAGAUCGCAAGGAGUUUCGCAAGAGGGUGAGGAAAUGCGUGAGGGAGAGCCAGGAAAGUGGGUGGGAUUGA
This is a messenger RNA of Baudoinia panamericana UAMH 10762, 546 nucleotides long. RefSeq lists its product as uncharacterized. Lineage: Eukaryota; Fungi; Ascomycota; Dothideomycetes; Mycosphaerellales; Teratosphaeriaceae. The record is from RefSeq and is a predicted model, not a curated record. The transcript is spliced from 2 exons. Bases 1 to 546 code for a protein of 181 amino acids. Gene Ontology annotation, cellular component: cytosol; endoplasmic reticulum.